Molecule: messenger RNA, 2116 nt
Organism: Parus major (Great Tit)
Lineage: Eukaryota; Metazoa; Chordata; Aves; Passeriformes; Paridae
Gene: DMRTB1
Product: DMRT like family B with proline rich C-terminal 1
Exons: 4
Coding region: 138-1049 (303 amino acids)
Biological process (GO): sex differentiation; regulation of transcription by RNA polymerase II; germ cell development
Cellular component (GO): nucleus
Molecular function (GO): RNA polymerase II cis-regulatory region sequence-specific DNA binding; DNA-binding transcription factor activity, RNA polymerase II-specific
Source: RefSeq, a predicted model, not a curated record
GGCUGCCGCCCGCACCAAAGGCCCGCAGGGGGUGCCCGAGGGAGCCGUGCCCGGCGCAGGGCAGGGAGGCCGCGGGGCCCAGGGCAUUCCCCACCCGCUGCCAUGGGCUCUCCUGCCCGCCGGGCGCGGGUUGUUACAUGCCGGGCAGCACCCUGUCCCAUAUAAAAGCCCAGAGGAGGGUGAGGGCCUGGCCGGGGGUGGUUCCGAGCGGGCGCUGCGGUGCCAUGGAGGCGGCCGAGGCCACGGCGAAGGCGCUGCGGGCACCCAAGUGCUCCCGCUGCCGCAACCACGGCUUCGUGGUGCCCGUCAAGGGCCACGCCGGGCACUGCCGCUGGAAGAUGUGCCUCUGCGAGAAAUGCUCGCUCAUCAGCGAGCGGCAGAAGAUCAUGGCAGCCCAGAAGGCGCUGAGGCAGCAGGAGAUGGAGCCGCCGGCCAGGGCGGGCGCGGAGCCCGUUCCGUCGGGCGAGGGCCGUGGGGCGGCAGCCCGGGAGGACGGUGCCCCCGAGCACUUCAGCCACGAGAGGAAGAAGGGCGCCCAGCCCGACAGCGGCGGCAAGGGCACGGCAUGCUGGGGACCACCGCCACCUCCCUUCAGGGACGACGCUCACCCUGCUUUUCCUCCAGAAUACACUGUCAACCCAGAAUACCUGGAGAGAGAAAUCCCAAAAGUGUACCCUGGGUGUUCUGGGGUAUAUCCUUACCACCCAUUUCCCCUGGGAUUUGCCAUCAAUGAGUCAAGCAGUGGGGAAGCAGCAUCACCUCCAGGGAUAUCACUUCAGAGAGGAUUCCGACACAUUCCUAGCAGCUAUGUGCCCGGGAAUGCUACCACUGUAUCGGUUCCAGAUGGAGCUGGAGAUUUCCAUCAAGGAUAUUACACUCCUCUGCGUCAGUUAAUCCCACCAAGUUUUCUGACAGGGAUUCAUUACAUCCCAGCUCCAGUUUCACUGAACAUCCUGGCUGAAACAACCAAGGAAGUACAUGCUACUGAAGCUGAUGGUGAGGAUACAGGGAUGGUUCACGAACGUGGCCAACCUCCUUCCCCAGAAUAAACAAGAAGAGACCAAUCUGUAUAUUAUACAAAAUAAAUGGGCUGGAGAAGAGCUGAGAGCAGGCAGCACUGUUUUAAUUUCUGAGUGUUAGUUAAUGCAGGUAGAGUGACACUUAAUCACUGAGCAGUCACAACAGCUAGAAGGGGAUUAGUCCCCUGCCUCACUUUAUGAUCAAUGUUUGAGCUACCAGGCUCACAGCUCUGCCUCCCAAGCACUACAAAGUCCAUGUUCCUAAAAGGUUAUCCAGUGAAAGCAACAAGUGAUUAUGACUCUGAAUUUGUUCCUCUGCUGAGGUUACCUGGCUCCCAGACCACGGUCUCUGAGCCAUGUGCAUUCUGCAGCAUUUUCAUGUUCAUGACAGUAGUCAGAAAGAUGUUGUUUGUAUCAGUUUGCUGUAAAGGAAAUCUGGUUCUGAAUGUUACAGAAGAGUUAAGUGAUGUGGAGCCUGAAGACUGCAUGAGAGGGGAUGUGAAGACAGCCUGGGUUGCUGAUGCACUUGGCUGCCUAAGAAUGAGAUUGAGCAAGGGAAGGGAAGGGUGGGUGCUGCUCUGGAAGGUCAUGGCAGGAAUGUGUGGAAAGGCCUGGUGCCUCCACAUUGUUUCUGGGUCCUUCAAGGCACCUUCUGUGUAGAUUAGGGACAAAGUUAUUUGGAAUCACCUCUUGUCACACAGGCUUCACAUCUGACAUUUUGAAUGUCCUUGAUGAUUUAUACAUGAUUUCAGUGUUGUUUAACUUGUGACAGCUGAAGCUGAGCAGUACUGUUUGUGUUUCUAAAGGGCUCCUGUAGACAGCUUUACAUGUGUGUACUGGAAGUGCGCUGUGGCGUAACCAAGGUGUGGAGAGAUUUGCCCAGGACAAAACAUCACUUAAAAUAAUAAUUAGUCAAAUCCAUCCAUACUAUAAUUGUCAAUAAUAAUCUUUAACUAAAAAUGAAUGGUAUAUUCCUCUGCUGUUUUGCCUGGAUGAAUUGGUUUUGUAUCAAGUGGAUGAGCUGUUAAGGUUUGAAUAAUUGGGGUGGGACUUUUGUAUAAUUAAAAAAGAUACAUUAAACUGUUGUUGUGGUUUGA